Messenger RNA from Penicillium salamii, 390 nucleotides. NCBI's taxonomy places the organism in Eukaryota, Fungi, Ascomycota, Eurotiomycetes, Eurotiales, Aspergillaceae. The record is from the annotation of a GenBank genome assembly.
AUGGCGGGUGACGAAUAUUCCAUCGGUGGCGGUAAACUCAAGCUGAAGGGGAGCAAAGUUAGUGGAGGACGAAUCGAGAAGAAGAAGAAGAAGAGUUCAAAAAAGAAGGAAGAAAAGGCCGGAAGUCCUGAGGGAAACACCAAAAAUACUGAGACUGGGCUGGAGAAAAGCGACAAAGAUGAGACCGUGAGGUCUGAGGAGGGCAGAGAGCAGGAUGCCCCUGGGAAGACGGAGACGGAGAAGAAAUAUGAAGAGAUUCGGCGCAAGCGGUUACAUGAACGACUUCAACGAGAUGGCGUCAAGACUCAUAAGGAGCGUGUCGAGGAUUUGAACAAGUAUCUCAGUCGAUUGAGUGAACAUCACGACAUGCCGAAGAUCGGACCCGGUUGA